AAGGAAGCAUCUGGUGCGUAAAACAUGGCAGGACGCAUGAAGUCUCUCCUUCCUCGGUGGUCCUCUCGUGUUUUUUCCGUGGAGCUGGAUGGAGCGCCUUUCUACUUUGCAAUUCAGGAGAAACACCGAGGAGAAGAGGCGCCACGGGUAUUCAGAAAGCUCCAAACUCAUGAUAGGUGUUACACUCUCCUCGUCUGCAGCAGAGACAGAAUCAAAACAGCCAGAUUCUACGGGGAGCUCAAAGACAAACUCUUAAGAGAGUUGCCUCCAGAGUGCGGUUUGUCUCCUAUGUCCUCAUUUCUGCCAAACGUCAGGGAUUCUCUCAUCAAGGGCUAUUUUUUAAAAGACGCUUCUGAGGGUUCCUCUCCUGUAGAGCGACUGUUGAGUGAUUUAACGCAGCAUGAGCCAGUGUUUGUGUGUUCAUACAGUAAAAAUGACGAUGGUCAGCAGUGGACUCAGCAUCUCUGGUCACAUGGAGAGAGCCAAGUGAUGGAAACGGCAAAGAAGUAUUAUGUGGUACCAUCAGAAACGCCUGAAUAUCACCCGUCUACCCUCAACAUGAUCAACUCUGAUGUAUUCUACAGCUUGGAUGAGGCAUGUGAGGUUUUAAAAAAGUGUGGUGACAUCAUCCCAGAGGCGAUGUCUGUGCUGGAACUGCUGCCCAGCAGAGUGGAGGCCAGAAAUAAACCAGACUUCCCUGUUAUUGUCAUAGAGGGCCUGGAUGCCACAGGUAAAACCACUCUGACGGAGUCUCUGAGGGAAACUUUGGGGGCUUCUCUUCUGCGGUCCCCUCCUCAGUGCCUGUCCCCCUGGAGAGCUCGCUUUGAUCAGGAGCCACCACUCAUCCGCAGGGCCUUCUAUGCUCUGGGGAACUACAUCACAGCAGAACAAAUAGGCCAAGAGGGCAAGAAGACACCUGUCAUUGUUGACAGGUUCUGGCACAGCACAGCAGCUUAUGCCAUCGCCACAGCAGUAAGCGGACCAGUGUGUAAUCUUCCAGGAGAGGGUUCAGAGGUGUACUGUUGGCCCAGUGACCUGCUUCAGCCCAGCCUGGUGGUCCUACUCACCCUGGACCCUGAGGAGAGGAAGAGGAGACUGAGGAGCAGAGGUCAAGGAGAGACUAACGAGGAGCAAGAGCUGGAUCACAACCAGCUUUUCAGACUCAGAGUGGAGGAGGCUUAUCGGAGGAUCAGCGGCCCAGCUUGCGUCAGUGUGGAUGCUAGUCCUUCUGCAGACCAAGUGCUCCAACAAGUGCUGCUUUUAAUUAGGGGCAAAUGCCACUUGUAAACAGUUCUCCAUCUCCCCUGCUGGCAGCCAAGCAUCAAGUGGAUGCAGUAUGUCCUUUCACCACUGGGUGCCAGUAAGGUGUUGUGAAUGUGAUAGUAGGAGGGACGGUGGCUGGAUUAGAGUGUGGAGAGGAGAUUCUGUUCACAAUGAGUAAAGGUUGAAUGGCCAGGGGCCAGAACCGCAUGCUACAAUCAGAAAUACAUAUUCAUGUAGACACAUACACACUCAUGCACUCACACUAAAGUAUUGUCAAGAAGAAGUGUGCAUUUAACUGCUGUUGUGACCUCUCAGAAAUCAGACACUGCUCAGCCUUCAGACACAAUAUAGCUGCACUUUUAUUUGGUCUGACACUGAACAAGUGGAUGGAACAUUUAUAUAACCACAAGUGCAUUAGAUUUCAUUUAAGUGCGCAGACUAGAGCAUUAUAAUCCGGAAAGAUGUAAAAAUAAAGAAGCCACAGGAACCAAUCUGUCUUCCGAUAAAAUCUGUUUAAUUUGUAUAUAAAAAAAAUAUGUUUCUGAUUAAAAGAAAAUCACACUAAA
This is a messenger RNA of Acanthochromis polyacanthus (spiny chromis), 1829 nucleotides long. It is a transcript of the gene cmpk2, whose product is annotated as cytidine monophosphate (UMP-CMP) kinase 2, mitochondrial. Gene Ontology annotation, molecular function: dTMP kinase activity. The transcript has 5 exons. Bases 25 to 1287 code for a protein of 420 amino acids. Lineage: Eukaryota; Metazoa; Chordata; Actinopteri; Pomacentridae. Gene Ontology annotation, cellular component: mitochondrion; cytoplasm. Gene Ontology annotation, biological process: dTDP biosynthetic process; dTTP biosynthetic process; dUDP biosynthetic process. The record is from RefSeq and is a predicted model, not a curated record.